AUGAUCUCCCAAGAAGAAGUACCGCAGAGUACAAACCAUUCUCUGUCAUUUUCAUCACUACCCCACGAAAUCGUUGUGAGUUGCUUAGCCCGCGUCUCGGGAUCGUACUACCCGAAACUCUGCCUCGUCUCCAAGCAAUUCCGCUCAAUCAUCUUAUCAAAUGAAAUCUACAAGGCUAGAUCCCACCUUGGAACCAAAGAAAACCGCCUCUUCGUUUGGCUAAAGUUGCCCACUCGUUCUUAUCCUUCUUGGUUCGCCCUUUGGAUAAAGCCUAAUGAAACCCUGACCAACGAUGGCCCGAUCAAGAAGCAGUCUACUGGAAAUCUACUGGUGCCGUUGCCUUGUUCGUAUAAUUAUCAAGUACUAGUACCCUCAGUGAUAGUUGGUUCAGAAACAUACAUAGUCGGUGGAUACGAUGAUGCUCUUUCUUCAUCCGUGUGGUUCUAUAAAAAUGGGAAGAUCCACACCUUAAGUAAAUCCCCUAGUAUGUCGGUGGCUCGGAUUGACGCAGUAGUUGUUGGACAGUAUCCUAACAUAUAUGUAAUGGGAGGGUGUGAUUCAGAUGAAUCCAUGAAUUGGGGUGAGGUUUUCAACAUAAAGACUCAAACGUGGGAACCUUUGCCAGACCCUGGUCCAGAGGUUCGUGGCCAGUUGGUUAGGAAAAUGAAAAUGCAGAAGAAAAACGUCUACGUUAGUAGUGAAAAGAAGGAUUAUAUUUAUGAUACUGAAGAACGUACAUGGAAAGUUACAGAGGCAGUCUUUAAUUUCAGUUGGUGUGUGAUAGAGAAAGUACGCUACAUAUAUUAUAACAAGAAUUGUUGGUGGCUUGACACAAAGUCUAAAGACUGGAGAAAGAUCAAAGGUUUGGAUUUUCUAAAUAAGUUUCGUGAAACAGAUAGGAUUGAAAUAGUUAACUUGGAUGGCAAACUCGUAAUGAUAUGGGACAGAUUUACGCUAUCUAAACGAAACAAGAAGAUUUGGUGUGCGAUGAUUGCGCUUGAAAAGUGUCAAGGAUGUGAAGGAAUUUGGGGCAAGAUUGAAUGGAUUGGUGAUGUGCUUAUGGUCCCUUUAUCAUAUAGCUUCUUGGAUUGUAUGGUCAUAUCCAUAUAA
Molecule: messenger RNA, 1110 nt
Organism: Arabidopsis thaliana (thale cress)
Lineage: Eukaryota; Viridiplantae; Streptophyta; Magnoliopsida; Brassicales; Brassicaceae
Product: Galactose oxidase/kelch repeat superfamily protein
Exons: 1
Coding region: 1-1110 (369 amino acids)
Source: RefSeq, marked reviewed